This is a messenger RNA of Cuscuta epithymum, 843 nucleotides long. Lineage: Eukaryota; Viridiplantae; Streptophyta; Magnoliopsida; Solanales; Convolvulaceae. The record is from the annotation of a GenBank genome assembly.
GUUUGUGUGUAUAUAUAUGUAUAGGGUUAUUUUGGACAUUUUAAUGUUAAGCGGUGUUUUAAACCGUUUGAAGUAAACACGGUCUUACAACAUUGUUUAUUUUAUGCGCCGCUUAUUAACACGGGUCUUAAUAAGCACCGUUUAAUAACCGGUGAAGUAAACAUGUCCUAUGUGUAAAGUUAAAUUAUCCCUAUAAAUAAUGCAUCCAUGCAAUAUUUUUCUCAUGUAGGAUUAUUUACAUUUUCGAUAAUUAAUUAAUUGUAUCUUCCGCCGCAUCUGGUGAACUUGCUACAGCCGCGGUUGUAGGGGCGGACGGCGGCGUGUGAUCGGCAAUUAUAAUAAGAAGCCCCACGACGAUUGCAGGGGAUGCUGUCCUUUUGCAUGGCGGCGUAGCUUAUGUAUCUGCUCUGGGACAAAAAUCUCCUUGACACUUCCGAUUCCAUCAUCAAUUCCUCCGCCGCGUCCUCUAUGUCUAUCGAUCCGCCGCUCUCUGCACCGGCAAACGAGCCAGCGACGUUCAAGAAAAUCGAGUCUUGUACUGCCUUUUCCGACGACACAACCUUAUUUUUGGCUAGUAUAAGGAUGACGAUGAAGAGGAGGCCAUGUUGCUUACUUGUUAUUGCCAUAUAUAUCCAAUACGAGGAGGUAUGGGGAGGAGCCGAUGAGGCCUUUUUAACUUUCAAGAUUGCAAAUUAAGCUAAAUUAAACUAGGUAUUUUUGUUAAUGAUAGUUUUGAGUUUCUAACAUGUGAUUUGACGCAAUUUACGAAAAAUGUACGGAGUAUUUAUUACUGGACGCUAAUUAUUUUCGCUACUUUUCCAUCUUUUGGUUCAUAUUUUCCAC